This is a messenger RNA of Saccostrea echinata, 1319 nucleotides long. RefSeq names its product calcium/calmodulin-dependent protein kinase type IV-like. The record is from RefSeq and is a predicted model, not a curated record. Gene Ontology annotation, molecular function: calcium/calmodulin-dependent protein kinase activity; calmodulin binding; ATP binding. The coding region runs from base 68 to 1099 and encodes 343 amino acids. NCBI's taxonomy places the organism in Eukaryota, Metazoa, Mollusca, Bivalvia, Ostreida, Ostreidae. The transcript is spliced from 12 exons. Gene Ontology annotation, biological process: protein phosphorylation.
UGACCUAUCGGAGCAACAACAAAACUUGAUUAGCCAGACAACAAAAACGCUGUAAAUUUGUCACAAAAUGCCUCGUGAGGCAAAGCAAGACUACUGGAUAAAUGAGAGCAUUAAAGAUAAAAGAUUUGAGGACUAUUACCUACAGCUAACUGAACUUGGAAGAGGUGCAACAUCAGUAGUGGUCAAAGUUGAGGAAAAAGGGACACAACAGAAAUGGGCUGCCAAAAUUAUCCACAAAAGGGUGGACAAGAAAGUCAUUAACUCAGAGAUUGGAAUCCUCCUAAAACUGAAGCACAAGAAUGUGAUUCGGCUAAAAGAGAUCUAUGAGAGCCCCACAGACAUCUAUCUUAUUCUUGAGCUGGUCAAAGGAGGUGAACUUUUUGACAGAAUUGUAAAUCGUGGUUACUACUCAGAGAAAGAUGCUUCUAAAGCUGUCCAACAAAUGCUUGUUGCAGUCAAGUAUCUGCAUGAGAAUGAAGUUGUACACCGAGAUUUGAAGCCUGAAAACCUUUUGUAUGAAGAUUUAACUGAUGAAUCCAAUCUCAAAGUUGCUGACUUUGGUCUCUCCAAAAUCAUAGAAAGAGAGGUGACAAUGAACACAGUGUGUGGGACCCCCGGAUAUUGUGCCCCUGAGGUUCUGGCUGGUAGACCAUACUCUUAUCCUGUAGACAUGUGGAGCAUUGGAGUCAUCACAUAUAUCUUGUUAUGUGGUUAUGAGCCAUUUUACAGUGAAAAUGAGAGGACAAUGUACAAGAAAAUUCUGAAGGCAGAAUAUGAAUUUCACACACCAUUCUGGAACAACAUCAGUGAAAAUGCCAAGGACUUUGUCAGAAAGAUGCUUCAGUUGGACCCAAAGAAACGCCUGACGGAGGUCCAGGCCCUCAACCACAAGUGGGUCCAGGGUGUGGCAGCCAAGAGUGAGCAUAUGCCAGAAACUCACGAAAAGAUCAAGGAAUUCAAUGCCACAAGGAAAAUGAAGGCAAUAACAGAUGCAACUCUUCUGGCAUCUCGAGCGGCACGAGUCACCAGUAUUUUAAAUCAAAAACAAUCCACGAGCGAUGUGUCCAUGCAGUCUGUGUCAGAGCCAAUGGAGCAUUAAUUACAACACAGUGUCAAUCUUAUGUUUUGAUAAUUUAUAUUGUUUUGUAUCAUAUUUUUAUUCUGUCUGUGAUAGUAUUGUGAAUUAACUUUUUAUAUUUCUUUAUAUUUUUGUGCAGAUUCCAAUUUAUAUUUUAAUAGAAAUACAUGUACAAUGUACACUUUCAUUAUUUUUUCUGUAAAUGAACUAUUUUGCAACAAUUCUUGACAUUUUUAAUACU